Vicugna pacos (alpaca) is the source of this 1934-nucleotide messenger RNA. It is a transcript of the gene CFAP68, whose product is annotated as cilia and flagella associated protein 68. The record is from RefSeq and is a predicted model, not a curated record. Lineage: Eukaryota; Metazoa; Chordata; Mammalia; Artiodactyla; Camelidae. Gene Ontology annotation, cellular component: nucleus. Gene Ontology annotation, biological process: flagellated sperm motility.
ACCACCCCUUCCCCUCACUAACUCACCCUUUCAAGAAUGUUCAAAUAAAUGCCUUUGAGCCCGAGGGCUCGACUUCGUCACACUUGCAUGAGGUCACAAGCAGUCACUAGUGCGAAGGGCCAGGCCAGGGGUGAGGCGAGUUCUAAGCGAAGGAAGCAGGGCCGGGCUAAGGCGCCGGAGAGGUUGGGCCGUGUCCUGCCUGUUCCUGUCACAGAGGAUUUUGUAACGGCCUUCAUUUCACGCGAAAUGGCUGCCACCCAUUGUCUCUAUUCGGAGUUUCUGCAGAGGCAGUUCCUCGCCUGCUUCCUUACAAACCCACACUGUGGCAGCCUCAUUAAUGCAGAUGGCCAUGCUGAAGUGUGGACAGAUUGGAAUGAUAUGUCCAAGUUUUUCCAGUAUGGGUGGAGAUGUACCACUAAUGAGGAUGCCUAUUCAAACCGUACCCUGAUGGGCAACUGGAACCAGGAAAGAUAUGAUCUGAGGAAUAUUGUGCAGCCCAAACCCUUGCCUUCCCAGUUUGGACACUACUUUGAAACUACAUAUGACACAAGCUACAACAGCCAAAUGCCACUUUCAGCCCAUAGAUUUAAGCGAGAGCCUCACUGGUUUCCAGGACAUCAACCUGAGCUGGAUCCCCCUCCGUACAAAUGCACAGAGAAGUCAACUUACACGAGGAGCUAUUCAAAACCUCAAGUCGAGCAUCGCUCUGUGUGUGUGUGUCAUCCUCAUAAAUGUCAAUUUCAGGGUCCAGGAUUCUAAGAAAGAAUACGAAGUUUCAUUUUUCCAGUGUAGAUUAUAGGAAGGAGCACAUUCUAAGAACAACUAAGAAUUUAGCCGACUGUAGCGCAGUUUUACUCUCUGAAUAAAUAAAGCACAAAAAAUAUUUUCUAUCCCCCACUUUUUAAAUCGAAGUAUAGUUGAUUUACAGUGUUGUGGCUGGUGUACAGCAUAGUGAUUCAGUUUAUAUAUAUAUAUAUAUAUUAUUUUUCAUAUAUCUGUUUUUUCAAACCAAGAUUUAAAUGUCAAAUUUAAGUUAAUUAUAUCUACUGUUAGGUCUAUAUUGAGCAUGGAUUUUUCUAUUUCUGCAAAAAGCAUCACUGGGAUAUUCAUAAGAAUUCCAUUGAAUCAGUAGAUCACUUUAGCAAUACUGGUAUCUUAACAAUAUUGUUUUCUAAUCCAUUUGUGUCUUCUUUAAUUUAUUUUAGCAAUGCCUUAUAGUUUUUAGUGUACAAGUGUUUUUGCCUCCUUAGUUAAGUUAAUUCCUAUGUAUUUUAUAUGUUUUGAUGCUACCAUGAAUGGAAUUGUUUUCUUAAUUCCCUUUCUGGAUUGUUCAUUGUUAGUGUAUAUAAAUGCAACUGAUUUUUGCAGUUGGUUUUAUAUCCUGCAGUGUUGCUGAACUUGUUAGUUCUAAUGAUUUUUUUUUUGGUGAAAUCUCUAGGCUUUUCUACAUGUAGUAUGUCUUUUGUAAAUAUAGUUUUACUUUUUCCAUUCCAAUUUGGAUACUUUUUUUUUCUUGUCUAAUUGCUCUAGCUAGAACUUGCAAUAAUAUAUUGACUAUAAGUGGUAAAAGUGGACAUCCUUGUCUUGAUCCUAGUCUUAGAGGAAAGGCUUUCAGUCUUACCAUUGAGUAUGACGUUAGCUGUGCAUUUUUCAUAUAUGAUCUUUAUAUUCUGAUUCAAUUUCCUGAUACCUACAAUUGAAUUCAUAAUCUUCUGUCUCAAAUUUUUUUCUUCUUAUGUAUUUCAUAUCUUGGUGAACUUUUUUUUAAUGUAUCUUAACCACUCUUUCUUAUUUUUAGUAUUGUGUAUUAUAUAAUAAGUUCACACGAUUGUCAAAAACAGAAACGAAGGAAUUAUUUUGAAUCCCCCUUUCUCAUCCUCCCCAUUCAAACCGAUACCAAGCCCUAUAAAUUCUAUCUCCAGGUUGUGUCUUGA